AUGGACGUGGAGCCCCGCGCCAAGGGCGUCCUGCUGGAGCCCUUCAUCCACCAGGUCGGGGGGCACUCCUGUGUGCUCCGCUUCAACGAGACGACGCUGUGCAAGCCCCUGGUCCCGCGGGAGCACCAGUUCUACGAGACUCUCCCCGCCGAGAUGCGCAGGUUCACGCCCCAGUACAAAGGUGUGGUGUCUGUGUGCUUUGAUGAAGAUGAAGACAGGAACUUGUGCUUAAUAGCAUAUCCAUUAAAAGGGGACCAUGGAACUGUGGACAGUGUAGACAAUUCAGACUGUGAACCAAAAAGCAAGCUGCUAAGGCGGACAACCAAAAAACAUCCUGUCCUGGAGACAGAGAAGAGCCCCAAGGACUGGGUGCGGCAGCACUGGAAGGAGGAGAAGACGAAGAGCCAUAAGCUAGAAGAAGAGUUUGAGUGGCUGAAGAAAUCGGAAGUCUUGUACUACAGUGUAGAGAAGAAGGGGAACGUAAGUUCCCAGCUUAAAUACUACAACCCUUGGAGCAUGAAGUGUCACCAGCAACAGUUACAGAGAAUGAAGGAGAACGCCAAGCAUCGGAACCAGUACAAAUUCAUCUUACUGGAGAACCUCACUUCCCGCUAUGAGGUGCCAUGUGUCCUGGACCUCAAGAUGGGGACACGCCAGCAUGGUGACGAUGCUUCAGAGGAGAAGGCAGCCAACCAGAUCCGGAAAUGCCAGCAGAGCACCUCUGCGGUCAUUGGCGUGCGCCUGUGCGGCAUGCAGGUGUACCAGGCGGGCAGUGGGCAGCUCAUGUUCAUGAACAAGUACCAUGGGCGGAAGCUGUCGGUGCAGGGCUUCAAGGAGGCGCUUUUCCAGUUCUUCCACAACGGGCGGUACCUGCGGCGCGAGCUGCUGGGCCCGGUGCUCAAGAAGCUGGCGGAGCUCAAGGCCGUGCUGGAGCGACAGGAGUCCUACCGCUUCUACUCCAGCUCCCUGCUCAUCAUCUACGACGGCAAGGAGUGGCCCGAGGUGGCCCUGGACUCGGAUGCGGAGGACUUGGAGGACCUGUCCGAGGAGUCGGCCGACGAGUCCGCGGGGGCCUAUGCCUUCAAGCCCCUCGGCGCCAGCUCCGUGGACGUGCGCAUGAUUGACUUUGCACACACCACCUGCAGGCUGUACGGCGAGGACAGCGUCGUGCACGAGGGCCAGGACGCCGGCUACAUCUUCGGGCUCCAGAGCCUGAUAGACAUUGUCACAGAGAUCACCGAGGAGAGCGGGGAGUGA
Messenger RNA from Pipistrellus nathusii (Nathusius's pipistrelle), 1257 nucleotides. NCBI's taxonomy places the organism in Eukaryota, Metazoa, Chordata, Mammalia, Chiroptera, Vespertilionidae. The record is from the annotation of a GenBank genome assembly.